AUUGCCUGGCAAUACCGAGACAUCAUUAUCUUCAGCACUUUUUGCUUCAAAUAUGGUGAGGUUGAGUGUAGCCGGGAGGUCUGCUAGGGUUGCUGGACUGAUUCGUGAUGAAUCAGGAAGGUGGAUUGUUGGUUACAAUCUUAACUUGGUAGUCUGCAAUUCCUUAGCAGUGGAUUUGUGCGCACUAUAUCAGGGAAUCAAGUUUACUUGGGAUAGAGGGUAUAAAAAAGUUCGGGUUGAGUCCGACUCUGAUGCUGCAGUGAGAAGUUUAAAGAAAGCCCCAUCUCAUCAGAAUCCUAACCGAGCCCUCAUCGAAAGCUGCCGUGUACUUAUCAAAGGUGAGUGGGAUUGCAAAGUGUACAACAUCAGAAGGGAAGUGAAUCUGUGCGCGGAAUGGUUAGCUACUCAUGCCGACGGCUGUCAACUCGGAUUGUCCGUCAUUAAUUUACCACCGUUGGAGCUAAUUCCACAUUUGGAAGAUGAUUUUAAACGUGUUGGUCAGAUUUGUUGAUUCUCCAUCUGCUAGUUUGCUUAAACCACAGGAGAAUAUACUGGCUCAGGUAUAGGUCU
Messenger RNA from Hibiscus syriacus, 570 nucleotides. RefSeq names its product putative ribonuclease H protein At1g65750. Gene Ontology annotation, molecular function: RNA-DNA hybrid ribonuclease activity; nucleic acid binding. Lineage: Eukaryota; Viridiplantae; Streptophyta; Magnoliopsida; Malvales; Malvaceae. The record is from RefSeq and is a predicted model, not a curated record. The coding region runs from base 53 to 511 and encodes 152 amino acids. The transcript has 2 exons.